AUGGAGCAGUCGCUGCCGCCAGCGUCCGAACCGACCCCAGGGUCGACCCCGGCUCGGGGCCGCAGACGGCGGGAACCCGAGUCUCCGCCGGCGCCGAUUUCUCUUUUUGGUGCUAAGACUAUUGGCCGGAGAAGUCCUAAUGAACCAGUACUGAGCAAAGCUGAAUUUGUUGAGAAGGUUCGUCAGAGUAACCAGGCCUGUCACGAUGGAGAUUUCCACACGGCUAUUGUCCUGUACAAUGAAGCCCUGGCUGUUGACCCUCAGAACUGCAUCUUAUACAGCAAUAGAUCUGCAGCCUACAUGAAAAUCCAGCAGUAUGACAAGGAACUGGAUGACACAAUCAAAGCCCGGUUUCUCAAUCCCAAAUGGCCAAAGAAAUGGGGACUUGCUGUGUUGCCCAGGCUGGCCUCUAACUCUUAGCUCCAGCCUCUGAAGUAGCUGACUUGUGCCACUGUGCAUGACUCCCUGUAGUUUUGUGGCUAUGUAGUA
Sciurus carolinensis (gray squirrel) is the source of this 489-nucleotide messenger RNA. Its product is annotated as tetratricopeptide repeat protein 28-like. Gene Ontology annotation, cellular component: membrane; TRC complex. The transcript is spliced from 3 exons. The record is from RefSeq and is a predicted model, not a curated record. Gene Ontology annotation, biological process: post-translational protein targeting to endoplasmic reticulum membrane. Lineage: Eukaryota; Metazoa; Chordata; Mammalia; Rodentia; Sciuridae. Gene Ontology annotation, molecular function: molecular adaptor activity; protein binding. Bases 1 to 420 code for a protein of 139 amino acids.